Molecule: messenger RNA, 1502 nt
Organism: Lingula anatina
Lineage: Eukaryota; Metazoa; Brachiopoda; Lingulata; Lingulida; Lingulidae
Source: RefSeq, a predicted model, not a curated record
UUAGAGCGGAGAUGAGCUGAUAUCCCGAUUCACAAAGCAUGUCAUUUGGAGAGUUUAAGUAAAAGUCACGAACAAUCUUUGUCUCAAACCUUUCCUGUGGAGCGCUGACGAUGUGCAUGUAAACAUCAAGUUGCGAUUCAAUAUAGGUGGGAAACAUAAAGGAUAAAAACUAUCUCAUUGUCAAGAUGCGGUUUAUCUAUAUCACCGCCCUGAUGGUCCUGUCUACACUAACCUAUAGCUAUGUCACGACACAAGCGACAUCAGCCACGGAGAACUUACGCAAUCUUCUCAAUAAACGGAUUCCGGUGUCAAACAGAUAUCCGCCAACUACCACAGGGACAGAAACUAGGGAAGACCUAGUGGCCGUCUCGAGCAAUUCCUGUCCGGUAACAACCUGUAGUGCUGAUGGUGGUGCUCAGAAAGUCUCUGAUCUGGAGGCUUUAUUGCCUGGAUUCUUUCAGACAAGAAGACAACUUGAGAGAUACAGCAAAACCAAUGGUAUCUCUCGAAGUCUGUUCAGGUCCUAUGAAGAAGCCAAUGAAGCGCUGAAAAGCAACACGGCCCAUAUCAGUAAAAGAGCCGUGCAGAGCGAGGACACGUGUUGUCCAGCCUAUGAAUUUUACUUGGCCCCGUCGACACUCGUGCUCAAAAGCGGCAUUACAAUAUACCCGGUACAAGACGUCAGCGGCGGAAAUUAUCAAGUCCUCUCCAUAGCACACUGCCACAACGAGCCUGGGGGUUGCAGCGGCACGUGCCAGAAUACCACCUCCACCCAGCCUCUCCUCGUGCACUGUGUCUGGCCAGUGGUUUGUCAGAGUGGAUGCAGCACUACGUUCUAUCACGCGGAACUCGACUCCGGGUGCAUUUGUGUAGAGUGAUGACAGGGUCAAACAUUAUUUUAACACUAGACGCCGACAGAAAAAUAUUUUUUCUAUCGCAGGUAGAUCGCUUGGACAGGCACGCGGCACGUUUAAUCAAGCAUAUAUUUUUUGACGACGUUGUUUGAACUUCUUUAUGUACUGACAAAACGUUACCUUUAUGACUCCUCACACAAGUCUUUAAUUCUUCGUUUAUUUCUGCUUCCUCAUAGAAGAUUUGGCAAAUAUUAAGAGGAGUGUGUGAAGAGAUUGUCCUUGUUAUUGACGACGUCAGUUUAGCUGAAAUCUCACAGAAUGGUUGAAAAAAUAAUAAAAUAUUCUUGAAUUGUCUUUUAUGAUUAAGUUCUUCCUCUUAUUGUAAGUACUGCAUUUAUAGUGACAUUAAAAAUGUCUAAUCCCUGUUUUGUUUUUUAAUAACAGAUCAUACACAUUGUGAAUAUUCAGCACACAGAGUAGGAGAUAUCCUAAUUAAAGUUCAGUGGUUUGUUUCCAGUUAUUAUUGAUUCAUGCUCCUGAAUAUUUGAUUUUAUCUUGCUUGUAUUUGUUCGACAAAAAUCAACUGAACAGAAUUAAAUUGACUUGUAUGAAGUAUUCGUUUUCUCUUUAUUUCAUUAGAUGAUGACA